Messenger RNA from Oncorhynchus keta (chum salmon), 9391 nucleotides. RefSeq names its product core-binding factor subunit beta-like. Lineage: Eukaryota; Metazoa; Chordata; Actinopteri; Salmoniformes; Salmonidae. Gene Ontology annotation, biological process: regulation of transcription by RNA polymerase II. Bases 364 to 888 code for a protein of 174 amino acids. The transcript has 6 exons. Gene Ontology annotation, molecular function: sequence-specific DNA binding; transcription coactivator activity. Gene Ontology annotation, cellular component: core-binding factor complex; nucleus. The record is from RefSeq and is a predicted model, not a curated record.
GUACAGUCAUAAAUCGGACUCCGAGGAGCCAGGAAGUAUGCAGCGCGACAGAUAAAGUCGAGAGAGCGGGCGUUUGUUGUCAGUGGACGGGGAUCACACGCUUCAGGGUGAGAGGGAAUUAUAGCCGAGUGCGAAAUUGAGCCUAAUCCAUUGCAGUGGCAGAGACUGACCACUCAGUAGUUUAGAUUUGAAAGCGGGGAGAGAUCACGACCCUGCUUACAAUUAGGUAAAUAUUACGUUAGCACAUUGCUACGAAACAAGACGGAAGAGAAUAGAAGCGGGAUUGCUGUUAUUUCACGGCAAAGGUUUGUCUUGCUCACAAAACAAUUAGAAUAAAGGAACAUUUCUCAGCAAAGCUUCAAGAUGCCUCGGGUGGUCCCGGAUCAAAGGAGCAAGUUUGAAAACGAAGAAUUCUUCAGAAAACUCAGUCGGGAGUGCGAGAUCAAAUACACAGGUUUCCGAGACAGGCCGCACGAGGAGAGGCAAGCCAGGUUUCAGAACGCUUCUAGAGACGGUCGCUCAGAAAUAGCUUUUGUGGCGACGGGCACCAACCUCUCGCUGCAGUUCUUCCCAGCCAACUUGCACGGGGAGCAGAGGCAGACGCCCACACGAGAUUAUGUGGACUUUGACCGGGAGACGGGAAAGGUGUACUUGAAGGCCCCUAUGAUCCUGAAUGGAGUGUGUGUGACCUGGAAGGGCUGCAUAGACCUGCAGCGCUUGGAUGGGAUGGGCUGUCUGGAGUUCGAUGAGGAGAGAGCACAGCAUGAGGAUGCCCUGGCGCUAGCAUCCUUUGAGGAGUCGCGUAGGAGGACCCGGGACUUUGAGGACAGAGACCGCUCGCACCGAGAGGACCUGGAGGACCCUGUGGCAUCAAAAAUCUGGGACUGAUGGCAUUCAAGGACCAGGGUCUGUCUUCUUUGCUUUUCAAUGUCCCUCUGUCAUGCACUAAACCCUGUGUGUGUGUGGUGUCUGUUUGAGUGUGUUUAUGAAUCAACACGAGAGCAUGUGCAUGUAUGUGAACAAUUUGAAGUAUCUGAGUCUGCCUGUUUUAGUGCCUGCAUGUGCAGAGAGAGAAUGAGUGAAUGACAGAAAGAGAGAAAGAAAGUUACAUAUGAACUGUAUCUGUUGAGUUAACACACUGUGUAAUGAAUGCUUAGUGAUAAUGUGGGUUCCUUCCCUCUCAACCCCAUAAACUGUCUCAGGGUCAGUCAUAUGAAUAUGCUUUAUGGAUUUUUUUAUGCAUUUUAUGAUAGUGGGACGUGUGCAGGUCAGGACAUCCUACCAGGGUAUAAGCUGGAAGACUGGAAGACAGACCCCCCACACACACUUUCCCCCAGUGCCUAAUGGAGAACAGACCUCCACACACACACCACCCACCCACACCCUGCUGCCGGAGGAGUACGCUGCAAGGCCUGCUGGGACAUAUCUGCCACAGCUUGGCAGCACAUGAUGAGGGAGAGCGAGGGAGGGAGAUCUGAAACAGGGCUUUCAUGUUCACAUCUAGUAUUUCUUACCUCAGAAACAUACCUUCCAGCUCCCUCAGGAAGAAUUGUCUCUUUUCUUCUGAAAAUCUAUAAGGCAAUGCUCUUUAUGAAGAUAGUAUGUAUUGGUCAAAGACAAAUAACAUAUAAUUAUUUUCUCUACUGACAUCGAGCCUGGAGGAGAUAGUCUCAAACAGAACCGUGUGUGGAAGGUGUGCACGUCGUCAACGUAUGACAUAUACUGUAUUCUAAUGGAAGACUUUCCAUGUGUUUAAUUCUCAAAUACUUACUGACUGUGGUGGAAACAUGAAACCCCCUAAUCAUUUUCAUUACAUUUAAAUGGGUUAAAAAAAAAUCCAAGUUACAGUAUGUCGUCUCAUAAACUGCUGUGAUCCAGAAUUUUCUGAUUGGACUGUAGCAUUUAGCGAUUUCUUUAAUUAGUGAAUCCCCUUGCUCUGCUGUCAUCUCAGGGAAGGAGAUAGAUGCUAUUGUUGGUUUUAUUUUAGAUUUGCAUUUGGACAUCAGGACCCUGUUUUUAUGUGAUAUGGGCGCCUGGCCCUUGAGUACAUUCAGCCGUUGCAUUUCUGUGGUCUGAACUUCUACUCAGUCCACUAUAACUCAAGGCCAACAGCACAAUGAUAGUCUGCCAUCAGUGGUAGCUGGGAGGCCUCUUAAGGGUUUAGAAACCUGUCAUUUAGUUAAGAAAUCACAGCUCUUCUCUAGCAGGGAUGUCAGUGUCAGCUCUUGAGAAUGUAUGUCUAAGUACAGCAUAUAAGGUUAAUUCCUCUGCUGUGUGGCCUGUACUUGUUCUGAUCACUGUAUAAUGAAUAUGUAUAAUGAAUAUUGUCCUGGUUUUAUGUUUUUCCUGUGUGUGUGCAUGCGUGCGCAUGUGCGUGUGAGAGCGAUUCAGGACAGGACAGUGAUGGCCAUCUAGAUGAUUGAUCAAGAUAAGAUGGAUGCAGAAGAAAUGGUCCAGUGUUCAUUAGGCCCCAUUCUGCUGGUGGAGUUAGAGGAUGAAUGAUGUGCUGCCAGUAAAAGUAUUAAUAUAGCAUUAGUAUUGAUUUUUAUUAGGAUCCCUGUCUGCCCUGCCUAAUCUCAGCUCUAUUGACUUGUGGUACAGGCUAGAGCUCUGCCGGGUGGCUCAAUGAUCGAUCACUGUGCUUUCCCUCUCCUCUCCAGCCACCCCCACUCCCCCUGUAACUACGACAGCACUCCACUCAGGGCUGGGGCUUUACUGUAACGCUUCUCCUCAAAAUAAUCAUAUUUUGUCUGUAGAGUAGUUGCUGCACUUCACACAGUAUAUUAUUACAUAUAAAAGUUGAAUACUUCCUGAUGUUUCUUUAUAUUACUCCUUAACUCUGCUUGUCUUGGAGGUUGGUCCUGUUCACAUUGCAUGGUGUGUGGCCUGAGACAUUGUUUUUUCUUCAACCAUUACCAAACCGUAACUGGUGUAUUUGGCUCACUGACUCAAGGACAGCAUGACGCCUUCCGUUUGUAAUCUGGGUGAAUAUGAGUGAUAACUAAGGCAGAAGCAUUCGUGUGUAUGUGUGUUUGUGUGUGUGUCCAUGCAUAUGUCUGUUGUUAUCAAAAUCACUCUGCAACUACUGAGUAAAACUUUGAUCGGCCAGUUCAUAAAAUCUUGUUAAGUUCAUAAAAAUCUUCUUAAAUUAUUUAUAUUUAACUAUAGGGCUAUUAAUUGUUUUGAAGAGACUCUAUUUACAUUUAUGAUUCUGAAGUGGAAAAAUGGAUGAGCAUCAGUGUCUCAUUUAGGAUUAAAGUAGUAGACUGAACCAGGGUUAGAAGGAGCUAUUAUGGUGAGUCAUUUGGAUGACGACUACAUGCCAUUUCAGCUGAGAGACCAGCGUCUGCUUUCUCCCUCUGUCUGCCUGUCUGUCUGCCCGUCUGUCCUUCUGUUUCACAGAUAUCUAUGUUGGGAGAGAUGUAGACGCAGACACAUAAACAUAUGUAUCUGUGACAGGCAGACGAGUCAUUUUUUAUUUUUAAAGCAUGUUAUGUUGAAGACUUCCCCGACGACUAAUGACUGUCUGCUAUUCGGCCCAAAAAAGAAAAUCAAUUUUUAGCCUCAGCUGGAAGCUCUCUGGUGCCCUCUGCUGAAUAUACUGUAUGACAUAUACUGCACUCACUUUUGCCCCAUCUAAGGCCAUUCUCAACACAUUACACACACACACUCAUGAUAUUGUGUGCUAUAUUAAAUCUGCCCCCCACCCUCCCUCCAUCUCUCUCUCCCUGUGCCAACAGCCCAGGCGACAGCAAGACCCCAGCCCUGGCACCAACAUGGGCAACAACGCUGAUGAUCACAAGAUUCGCUAGAGGCCAGAGAGACGCAGGGGGUGGGGUCAGGGUGACCUGUCCAUCGUACUAGGCCAGUCUCACACCCUGUCACCAAGCUGUUAACUGGAGAGACCAAAGUCCACAUUGCUAGAGAUUUGGGGGUGGGUGGGGGUGGGGCCGUUUUUAAUUUUAAGAAGGGACUGGGUGAGGUGGGUGUCCAUUUUUAAGUGUGGUGUAAGAGGAUCGACCCAAACCUCCUUGUCUUCGGGGGGGGUUUUGCACUAUCUGAUACAUUCAGUUUAGUACCCACAUUGCCUUCUGUAUGCAUGGAGCACCUGCCUACCUAUGUUUUCUUUUGUCCCUCUAUGCAAGCUAUUUCGGCAGCACUUUCUUUUACAAUGCUUUAUAAAUAGGAAAUUACUGGGUGAUUAAAUGGAACACAUUUGUUCUUAAAUAAUUACAUAUUCUUCCUAAAUUGUUACAUUUCUAAUAAUUCCAAAUAUCUUCCAUCUUCCGUAUUGUUUCCCAUAAAGUUUGUUUCAAAUCAGGUAGCAACCUGAGGAGCACUGAGCAUAAAUGUAUUUCACACUAAAUUCUAAUCUAUUGAUAAUUACAAUCAGAAGUUGAAGCAAUAACAAAGCGUUCACCCUGCCCCUGUUUGGGUAAAAAGCUGAGGGAUGGGGCUAGAAAAAUGUAACCACUCUCAAAUUCAUAGACAGAGCUAUGGAUGCAAGGACUGACUAUCCAUAAUACCAAAAUUAUAGUUUUAACCAUGUUUUGAGGCGGUAUAGUCUCAAAAUGUAUUUAUUUUGUUUUUCGAAACAUCGGGGUAAAACAAGCUUCCCACUGGACACACACUGAUUAAAUCAAUGUUGUUUCAACAUAAUUCAAUGAAAUUACGUUGAACCAACGUGGAAUAGACUUUGAAUUGAUGUCUGUGCCCAGUGGGUUAUAUUUUGGGUUCUGAUGCGGCUAGACAGUUGAACUAAGCUUAUGAGGCAUUUAUAAAUUACAUUCUUCAAGAAUCAAUGGGUAUGUAUCAUUAAUUUUCACUACAUGACAAAAAGUAUGUGGACACCUGCUUAUCAAACAUCUCAUUCCAACAUCAUGGGCAUUAAUAUGGAGUUGGUCCCCCAUUUGCUGCUAUAACAAUCUCCAGGUCGGGCACUGAUAUUGGGCGAUUAGGCCUGGCUUGCAGUCGGCGUUCUAAUUCAUCCCAAAGGUGUUCGAUGGGGUUGAGGUCAGGGUUCUGUGCAGGCCAGUCAAGUUCUUCCACACCGAUCUCAACAAACCAUUUAUAUAUGGACCUCGCUUUGUGCACGAGGGCAUUGUCAUGCUGAAACAGAUAAGGGCCUUCCACAAACUGUUGCCACAAAGUUGGAUGCACAGAAUCGUCUAGAAUGUCAUUGUACGCUGUAGUGUUAAGAUUUCCCUUCACUGGAACUAAGGGGCCUAGCCUGACCCAUGAACAGCCCCAGACCAUUAUUCCUGGCACUAUUCAUUCGGGAAGGUAGCGUUCUCCUGGCAUCCACCAAACCCAGAUUUGUCCUUCGGACUCCCAGAUGGUGAAGUGUGAUUCAGCACUCGCUGGUCCCGUUCUGUGAGCUUGUGUGGCCUACCACUUCGUGCCUGAGCCGUUGUUGCUCCUAGAAGUUUCCACUUCACAAUAACAGCACUUGCAGUUGACUGAGGCAGCUUUAGAAAUUUUACGAACUGACUUGUUGGGAAGUUGGCAUCCUAUGACAGUUCCAUGUUGAAAGUCACUGAGCUCUUCAGUACGGGCUGUUCUGUUACCAAUGUUUGUCUAUGAAGAUUGCACAUCCACUAUUAUGAAGGGGUGUCCACAUACUUUUGGCCAAGUAGUUUAUAUGUCCAAAAAUGAAUGUAGCAACUAUAGUUUGGAAAUAGGCCUUUUUUGGUUCCAGGUAGAAGAACCAUUUUUGAUUUCAUGUAGAACCCUCUGUGGGAAGGGUUCUACCAAAAGGGUUCUAUCUAGUUCCAGAAAGGGUUUUCCUAUGGGGACAGCCGAAAUAACCCUUUUAUGGUCCAGAUAGCACCUUCAAGUACAAAUAGUUACCAAUCAAUCACCUAUAUAUUUUGUAUUUAUAAAGGACUAUAAAAGAUUGCUUAACAGCUAUAAUUUAUCAUAUUAUAGCACUAUUUUAAUGAAAUUGUAUUUUUUAUUAUUUUAUUCAUGUUUUGUGUGAAAGUCAUGAUGUUUACUUUUUUAAUUUCUUUUCUCUAUAUAUAAAUACUGUAUUUGUAUGUCUUUAUGCUAUCGUAAGGGAUAUCAGUAGAAUGUGUAAAGUUGUGUUCAAGAAAAGUUACUUCUUCAAAGAGACUGUUGAUUUGCCGGAUGAGGAAGGUCUAUCAACCUCAGCGCUUUCUGUCUUCCUGUCUCCUCCAUGUUAGCAGCAUAUUUUAACAGUCUUUGAACAUGACUCUAGCAGCACAUAGCGCACAAUGAGGUCAGUGUCUCUGAGCUCGCUCUUUGGAAGUCGAGGCAAAGAGGCUUUCUCCUCUGCAUUGUUUUUUUAUUAUUCUCUUUAUUUCACGUUUCAUCCAGAUCCGAGUUUGUAACGUCUAAGCAGUAACUUUCUCUUUUUUUGAUCCAUUGCGGCUUCAUUCCAGAGGUUUGUCGCACAUUUUGAUCCAGCUCUGGGAUCUAUCUCCCUGAAAAUUAUGCAAGGACACAGCAACAUUAUCUCACUAACUUAACCUCCAGUUUUGUUUGGUAUGUUUCAGGUAAUCUGAAUAUCUUUGAGUUUCAUCAACUAUUGUGCUGUUGUCAGUGUUUCUUCCUCUUUACGGGAAUACAGUUUUAACAGUUCAUUCAUAUGAAUUUGUCUGUACUGGGGAUUUAGAGAGAGCAACAUCUUUAAAGAGAUUGAAGACUCUCUAUUGCAAUAAAUGAUGUGUGUAAACCCUGAAUGGCUAACACAGGGCGCUGUAUUGAAGCCACCAUGCAGCCAUCUUGGUACUCCUUCUCCGUUGUAAAAGAUUUAGGAAGGUAUAGAAAUGCAUUUAUUAAUGCCUACAUUUGUUUUUUACACAUUUAUUCUAUUACAGACACAUUAACGCAUACUUUUAAAUUAUAUGCGAGUUAAACAUUUUUUUUAAAUGAAUCAUCUCUAAAACCUUUUUUUAGAGAGUACUAAUGUUACUGUCCCCACUACAACAAAAAAAUACUCAAAUACAUGUAAUUUUGACCAUACAUUUUUUUCUCUCCAAAUACUGUAGAAUCAUUCAUUCCUAUAGAUGUGGUAAAGAGGUCAAUCGAACUUGACCAAAACAAUGGAAAGGGCCAUGGGGGAAAAAGAGCCUACAUUUAGGCUAUUGUUUAUAUGUGUAUUUCACACUAUGUUGAGGUGAAAAUCGCAGUAUAACGCUUUUAUGGAUGUCAACCCCAACACACGUUCAUGUCAUCUUUACCAAUAAAUUGCAUUACAGUUAAAAACGAAUUUGACUAACACCAACGAUUUCUGUAUGCUAUCUAUAUUUCUGUAUGCUAGCUAUAGUUCUGUAUGCUAGCUAUAGUUCUGUAUGCUAGCUAUAUUUCUGUAUGCUAGCUAUAGUUCUGUAUGCUAGCUAUAUUUCUGUAUGCUAGCUAUAUUUAUGUAUGCUAGCUAUCCUCACCAGCUUAUACGAACAGGAGUUAGCAUAUAGCAGUCACAUCUUCUAAACCUGAAAAGGGUCAACUUCUACAGACAAAUAUAUCCAUAAUCUGACUUAAGAAACCACAUUGAGUACCUACUACAAUACGUAUAUAAUGACGGAUUUGAUGAAUACUCACUUUGUUAGAUCAGAUUUGUUGACUGUGCCCUUAUCUGGCAUAUGGAACGUCUGCAUUCCAUUGACUCCUUUAACACAUCUAUGGAGGACUGCUCCUACUGGGUAGUGCCAAUAUGGUUGACCGGUGGCUUCAAAGGCUCUCAAUGGCCAAUACAUAGAAUCAGCAAUCCAGGGUUUAUAUAAACCAUUGAUUGCAAUCCAGCACUGUUUCAACCAGUCAUGAAAUAUUGGGAUGAAAUAGACCAAGAGUCAGUCUGGGGCUCAAUAAACUGCAUAUGAAAUUAAAGGAGAGCUCUAUGCUCAAGUCUAGCAGCAGUGAUGAACCUGUGGUUUUCUUCCAAUAAUUUCUAAUGCAUCAGCUCAGUAUUUUAUUCAAAGUUAAUUUGCUUUCAUUUGAAGAAAGAGGAAAGGUGGAGGAAGAAGCCUAUGUUUUGUAAAGGGACAAACGUUAGACACAAGUUGUAAGAUGUUGUUGUGCAGGUCAGAAAUAAUGGGGUUUAGGUGGACAGGGGGAGAGGCAGUGGGUUGUCACACUUUGCUAUCGAAGCAAGUUCUAAUUUCAUACUGCAUGGGAUUGUAUUUCCUUGAGUUAGGUUCUUAUGUUUUUAUCCCAAAUACUUCUAUAACACAUAUUUGCAUAAUGUUUCACAUCCCACUAAUGAUGCCGUUCUUUUGCAUUUACAUCUCAUAAAAACAAUGUGUAAGGCCUUAGCUUGUUGCUUUAGUGUAUCAAAGAUUUACACAGUCAGUCAUCUCAAGGUAGCAUACCAAUGUGGGUAACAGGAACGAACAUGUUUACGUUAUCUUCCAUAGACCUUUGUGAUGUUUAAACAAUGUGUACAGUAUUUCACAAUAUUCUGGGAGCUCUAUUUCAAGUGGUUUGUUUGAUAUCUACUCCAGUGUAUAGAUUACCUGAUAAAAGUGUCAGUGUACAAAACAUGUUGGACACUCGGAAACUAACUGGCCUACCUCCAGCUGCAACCAAAAACAAAUAUAAAUCUUGGGUAUUUUUUACUUCACAAUUUUGUGAAUAUUUAUUUCAUUUAAAUGUUUGUUACAGAUGUAGGAUCAUCAUUUGAACCAGUUUGCUACAGCAGGAAAAUAAUCCUGCAGCAACAGGAAAUGUUAAUUACUAUGUGGAUUUUAAUGAAUAGACAUUUUUGUAGGGGUUGAUAAAUGUUUCUUACGGGAAAAUCUGAAAUGUCAAAGUGGAAAUACAUCUCAAAUACACAACACGUUUUAAAUGUUGUGCAUUGCAGGAAAGUUAUCCUGCAACAGGGCGAUCAAGUGAAGAUCCUACAUCUGUAAAUAGUGUGAUCUGUGUGCAUGAGGUCAGGAAUGUCCAAAACACUGGAGUUAUGAUAUACCCUACCUAGUGAUGGUGUCCCAGCCUAGAUUUCCAACAUAACUGAUUACAAUCCCUGGAGAACAGGCCCUCCUCUCGUCUCUCCCUUCAUGUGUAGGCCUACUCCCCAGAGCCCCAGCUAGCUGGUACCCCUGUCUGAGCUUCUCCCGUCACUUUAAUGCUGGCAUUAAUGCUGGCAAUAACACCAGAGACUGUCCUAGUUAUUUUUUAUAAAUUGUUUAUUUUAUUAUUUGUUUUAAGUUAUUGAUACAGGUUUACCUUUGUUUUGUUCAGGUUACGCAAUGAAGAACUGUGUAUUUCUGUGUUUAAUGGCCUAUCUUUUGACAUUUUACUGAAUAAUUUAGGUUUCUUUCUCUCUGUUUUAUGGUUUAGCUUGUAUGGCUUGUUUUGUUAAGGGGAAACUUAAAUAUGAAUUGUUGAAUUUAACAUGUUUCGUAAUAAAUUUGUAACAAUCGUUGUA